Messenger RNA from Echinococcus granulosus, 423 nucleotides. RefSeq lists its product as hypothetical. The record is from RefSeq and is a predicted model, not a curated record. The transcript has 2 exons. Bases 1 to 423 code for a protein of 140 amino acids. NCBI's taxonomy places the organism in Eukaryota, Metazoa, Platyhelminthes, Cestoda, Cyclophyllidea, Taeniidae.
AUGACAUUAAUUUUAACGUACGUCCCGGUGCCCUCCUACCUGACAUCCAUUAGCAGCGGUGGGGCAAAUGUAGAUGCGUUGAUCUUCUCUACCACCGCGGGACGUGUAUUCGCAGCUAUCUGUUUCUUCCUCGGUAUUACCGAUGGCGCCUUUAUGACCUUGUUGGGGCCAAUGCUAGAGUAUCUCCUGGAUGAUACCAACUUUCCUGCUGGUCUGGGCAUUAGCCUCUGUAUCAUGGGUGCUUUUAACCUCGCCGGCACACUCAUUGGCGGCCAUUUACUAGAUGCGUCGGGAACAUACUAUAGUGCCAAUCUAAUGGCCGCAUGUCUCCCUUUGACAGGAUUUCUCAUUCUCAUUGUUUUUUCACUCAUUUUUUGCUCCAGAGAAAAGAAUUUUUUGGAUUUCGAUGAAAGCACAGCAUAG